ACGAUCACCGAUACCAGUCCACACAGGUCUUGCCUUUGAAAAACUGAAAUAACUUGAAAAUAUUAUAAAUCAACUGCUUCAAUCACAAGAUUUGUAACGUUGGUUCUCACGGGGGCCGAUUGCUUUAGGUUUUCUGGACGUCGAAGUCUUUAAUAGACUUCAAAUCAAAGRCCUUUUWCUUAAGGUUGAGGAGUGUUCUUUCCAACAUGGCRAGAUCAAAUGGCAACUCGAUCGUUAACACACGGCUGUUUCUAAUAUCAAUAGUCCUUGUUAUAGCCAUUGGAGGAAUGACAUUAUUUGUCUGUACAGCCGUGUUUUCAAGCUCAGAGAAAGACGUUUCUUUAUUCAAAAGAGCAGCUUUUUACAUUAAAGAUAAUGUACAGUCGACCAUCAAAUCUUCCGUGGCAGGUAUUAAGAAGACCUUCAUCAGAGAACAACGAUCUGAUUCUGAGGAAUUUCCUUGGAAAGACAUUCGGCUACCAAAACACAUUGUUCCAGUUACUUACAAACUUCACUUACAACCAGAUUUGAGCAAGACUUUUGACUUYUCUGGAAAAGUUUCAAUCGAUGUGCAAUGCGUAAAACCRACUAAAUAUGUUAUCCUUCACUUCAAAAAGUUGGACGUCAAAUCGUUCAAGCUYCAAGAUUCAAAGAAAAAAUACGCUAAUAUCUCAAGGAUUCUCAAGAACGAAAAACACGAGCAAAUUCUUAUGGAAUUGCAAGAUGAGCUAAAGAUGAGCAAGUAUUACACACUGAAGUUGGAGUUUACCGGGAAACUCUCCAACAAGAUGGCGGGCUUUUACAGGAGCUCAUACAAGACGAAGGAGGGAGAGACAAGGUACUUAGCAACUACUCAGUUCGAGUCRACUGACGCAAGAGCUGCUUUUCCAUGYUUUGACGAGCCAGAGUUCAAAGCCAUCUUCCAUAUAACCAUGAAACACAAAAAGAAUUUCCGCGCCAUUUCUAACAUGCCUAUCCAAGAGCGCAAAAAUGUUGAGRACGACUUUGUCGAAAGUAGUUUCAAACCUACAGUCAAGAUGAGUACAUACUUGGUCGCAUUUAUUGUCUCUGACUUUAAAAACACUGAAACCUUCACCAGGAAAGGAGUUAAGGUACGAGUUUGGGCGUCCGAAGACAAUGUCCCACACACUAGAUUUGCACUGACUGUGGCCGAAAACGUUUUGUCUUAUUACGAAGACUUCUUCAAAAUCAGUUAUCCACUGCCCAAGAUUGAUCUUGUAGCUGUACCCGACUUUGCUGCUGGCGCAAUGGAAAACUGGGGACUAAUGACUUUUAGAGAAACAUAUCUCCUUAGUAACCAAGCCUCGUCUAGCGCCGCUGACAAACAAGAUGURGCCAUUGUGGUGGCUCAUGAACUGGCUCAUCAGUGGUUUGGAAACUUAGUAACCAUGAAAUGGUGGAAYGAUUUGUGGCUWAACGARGGCUUUGCUAACUACGUUGAAUACAUCGGUACAGACCAUUAUGCUAAGCGAUGGAGAGUUCUUGACCAGUUUGUAACAGACACACAUCAAACAGCGUUACAAAUCGAUAGUAUGAAAAACACACAUCCCAUCUCGGUUCCUGUGACUAAYCCAAGUGAAAUCACAGAGAUCUUUGAUGUCAUCUCUUAUAAUAAGGGUUCUUCUGUCAUUCGUAUGUUGAAAGGUUUCUUGGGAGACAAAGCAUUCAAAAAAGGUUUGAAGCGUUACUUGAACAAACAUGAGUACGSGAACGCAGAAGCAGACGACUUGUGGCACGCACUUAGUACAGUGUCCAAUGGACUCAACGUCAAAGCUAUCAUGGACACGUGGAUCAAGCAAGAAGGAUAUCCAGUUGUUACCAUCAUGGAUUCAAAGAGAAUUGCGAGGUCACCAGGAAAGAGGAGAAAAUUCGUCCAACAAAACAGAUUCUUCAGAGAUGUCAAGCCUUCAGACAAAAACUAUCAAGACGAGAUUAAAGGGUAUAACUGGAUUGUACCUCUCACGUACGUAACCGCUGACAAUCCCAAGUCGUCCAACACUUUGUGGAUGAAUAAAAGCUCAGCUGCCAUCGAUAUUGCUACCGGAAGUAAAUGGAUCAAAGCCAACAUUGGUCAAAUGGGAUACUACCGAGUUAACUAUGACACAUUAAACUGGAAAAACCUGAUAAAACAAUUACARGACGACCAUAUGGUACUUUCAGCAACCGACAGAAGUGGUUUACUUGAUGAUUCGUUCAACUUAGCGAGAGCUGGAUACAUUGACUUGAAAUUAGCCCUCGAAUUCACGUCUUAUUUGGACAAAGAAAAGGACUACAUUCCUUGGUCGUCUGCUCUAAAGAAUCUGGGAUACAUUGGUUCUAUGUUCAGUAUGAAACCUGUUUACAGUGACUAUGAGAAAUACAUGAAUGCAAAACUAAAGCCUUUGGAGAGCUACGUUGGAUGGAAAAACGAAGGAGACGUCUUGAAAAUGUAUUUACGAAGCAACGUUCUAUCAAGUCUUGCYAGCCAUGGCGACAGAGAGGUAGUYGGUAUAUGCAGGAAAGGAUUUCACCAAAUGAUGAAAAAUGAAAGCUAUACCAUUGGUACUCACAUACGCGGCGUAGUCUACCAUACAGCAAUCAAAUAUGGAGGAGUCAAAGAAUGGGAAUAUCUAUGGAAAAAAUACAAGAAAUCCAUUGACCCUACAGAGAAAUCGCGUAUGCUGAACGCACUUAGUGGCACAAAAGAAAUUCCUCUACAACAAAGAUUCCUGGACAACACUUUGGAUGAGAAGAAAAUUCGCGCCCAGGACAUCACGAGCGCUCUUGCAGGAAUAGCCGCCCAUCCGUACGGGAGACUGAUAACAUGGGAUCACUUCAGAAGGAAUUUUGACAAAAUCAUUGACAGAGUUGGUAAGGAUCCCAUGGAAAUGGGUUAUAUGUUGACAGCUGUUACUAGAAACUUUAAUGACAAAUUCCAUUUGAAACAGGUUGAAGAUUUCGUCGAGGAACACAAAGAGCUUCUCGGUUCAUUGAGAGCAACUAAGAAAGUCGUUGAAGGCAUCAAAUCCAACAUUGCCUGGAUGGACGCCAACGAAACACCAGUCACCGAGUGGCUUGAAGAGAAAGUGAAGAAAAUCGAGAAAUCGAAGAAAGCCAAGGCAUAAUCAACGGUGUACAUUUACCAAUAGUAGCUUAUGACUGCAGAGCAGCUCUAAGCAAAGCCAACCGAUGUAUUACGUCAAAUGUUUUUAUUAUUGCUAUUUAUUGUGGCUUUCAAUUAAUAGUUCCUAAUUCGUAUCUCGCUCCUUCUUAGUCAACUAAAAUAAUUAAUAAAUAAAUAUWUAUUUGUUUAUUUUAGUCCACUAAAAUCAUUAAAUAGCGCAUUUGAUUUAGACGUCGCUUCAAAACUCAGUCUUCUCUCCGUCAAUGUGUUUUGCAUUAUGGUGGAUAACACAGACGACUUUUUCAUACGAAGUAUUAUAAGAAGUAGGAGAUCACGCAGAGUAUUGUUGCAAUGAACAUGUGAGAUGCGACGUAUAAAUCAAUUGCUGCACCAUUGCCGCAUGUAUUAUUAAGUUGUAUUUUUUUUCAACAUUAAAUCUAAUUGAUGUGAAAUGUAUUCGUCACAUGUGAAGGUCGGCGUAUAACCUGAGCCUAAGUAUGCUACUUUCUAAGGAUUUUGUCGACAUCGACUCAACAAUAUACUUCUACGUAUGUAUAAAUACAUCUAUUUUUAUACUUAGUUAUGCUUUAGACAUAGGGCACGUGWAUUCGCCCUGAAAUGGGCCAUGUAAAUGAUCAAUACGUCAUGUAUUAAGAUUAUCGAUUAAAACUUAUAUAUACCAAUA
This is a messenger RNA of Exaiptasia diaphana, 3809 nucleotides long. RefSeq names its product glutamyl aminopeptidase. The coding region runs from base 207 to 3125 and encodes 972 amino acids. Gene Ontology annotation, biological process: proteolysis; peptide catabolic process. Gene Ontology annotation, cellular component: cytoplasm. The record is from RefSeq and is a predicted model, not a curated record. The transcript is spliced from 19 exons. Gene Ontology annotation, molecular function: peptide binding; zinc ion binding; metalloaminopeptidase activity. NCBI's taxonomy places the organism in Eukaryota, Metazoa, Cnidaria, Anthozoa, Actiniaria, Aiptasiidae.